GUCGACUUCGCUGCUUUCAUACUUGCAAAUUUAUUUUAGAAGACACAGAAGUACCCACUACUGUGAGUGUUUGUGCAUAAUCAGCAGCCAGCGAAGCAGGAAAAGAUUGUUGGAGAACUAUUUAACCUUGUAAGAUAUAGCAAAAUGUUGAAGCAAGUAACCAAACAAUUGGCCGUCCAAUCCGUGAGGGGUUUUGCCACUACAAAGCAAAACAACUUCAAGGUGACCGUAUGCGGUGCCUCAGGUGGUAUCGGUCAGCCUCUUUCGCUGUUGUUGAAGAACAACCCUUUGGUCUCCAAUUUGGCGCUAUAUGACAUUGUACAUACACCUGGAGUAGCUGCCGAUUUGUCACAUAUUGAUACCCAAAGCACCACUGAAGGCCACAUGGGCCCAGAGCAAUUGGGAAAAGCACUAAAAAAUGCUGAUGUUGUCGUUAUACCUGCUGGUGUUCCACGCAAGCCCGGAAUGACACGUGAUGAUCUUUUCAAUGUUAACGCCGGUAUCAUUCGCGAUAUUGCCAACGAAAUUUCCAAAAGCUGCCCAAAAGCCCUAGUGGCCAUCAUCACCAACCCUGUAAAUACCUGCGUGCCAAUCGCUGCUGAAAUUCUGAAAAAAGCCGGCGUAUAUGAUCCCAAACGUUUAUUUGGCGUAUCUACUUUGGAUGUAGUGCGUGCACGUGCCUUCAUCGGUGCCGCUUUGGGUGUUAACCCACAACAGGUUGAUAUUCCAGUUAUCGGUGGACAUUCCGGUGUUACCAUUCUUCCCAUCCUUUCGCAAUGCCAACCCGCUUUCAAGGGAGAUCAGGCUACCAUUGAAAAAUUGACGGUACGCAUUCAGGAGGCCGGUACUGAAGUCGUAAAGGCCAAAGCUGGCGCUGGUUCGGCGACACUCUCCAUGGCAUACGCUGGUGCGCGGUUCGCUGGCUCUUUACUGAAAGGCUUGAAUGGCGAGAAGGGCGUCGUAGAAUGCUCAUACGUACAAUCUGAUAUUACUGAAGCGACAUUCUUCUCCACUCCAUUGAUAUUGGGAAAGAAUGGUCAGCAAGAGAAUUUGGGUCUGCCAAAAUUGAAUGAUUUCGAGAAAAAGUUGUUGGCAGCUGCGUUGCCUGAGCUGAAGAAGAACAUUCAAAAGGGUAUUGAAUUCGCAAAUGCUUAAGCGAAUACUCUCUGCAAAGCUUUUAGUUUUUCGUCAAUCAUCUCCAAAAAAAUAACUGAUGGCAUAAACAUAUUAGUGUUUCGAUAUAAAAUGAGAAAUAUUAUUGUAAAAAUUUAGUUCAAUGGUCACUCUAAAAAUAUAUGGAAAUAACAAUUGGAAGUACGUAGAAAAUAAUUAAA
This is a messenger RNA of Zeugodacus cucurbitae (melon fly), 1334 nucleotides long. It is a transcript of the gene Mdh2, whose product is annotated as malate dehydrogenase, mitochondrial. The record is from RefSeq and is a predicted model, not a curated record. The coding region runs from base 145 to 1155 and encodes 336 amino acids. The transcript is spliced from 4 exons. Gene Ontology annotation, cellular component: mitochondrion; cytoplasm. Gene Ontology annotation, biological process: carboxylic acid metabolic process; tricarboxylic acid cycle. Gene Ontology annotation, molecular function: L-malate dehydrogenase (NAD+) activity. NCBI's taxonomy places the organism in Eukaryota, Metazoa, Arthropoda, Insecta, Diptera, Tephritidae.